Molecule: messenger RNA, 3585 nt
Organism: Salmo salar (Atlantic salmon)
Lineage: Eukaryota; Metazoa; Chordata; Actinopteri; Salmoniformes; Salmonidae
Gene: nppcl2
Product: natriuretic peptide C-like 2
Biological process (GO): cGMP biosynthetic process; receptor guanylyl cyclase signaling pathway
Cellular component (GO): extracellular region
Molecular function (GO): hormone activity
Source: RefSeq, a predicted model, not a curated record
AGGACAACCCCUGGACAGGACACCCCCUGGACAGGACACCCCCUGGACAGGACACGGACCUGUUAACAGCCCAUAAUGUAAAGGAUGUAGCCUAGGUAACAGUGGUGACCUGUUAACAGCCCAUAAUGUAAAGGAUGUAGCCUAGGUAACAGUGGUGACCUGUUAACAGCCCAUAAUGUAAAGGAUGUAGCCUAGGUAACAGUGGUGACCUGUUAACAGCCCAUAAUGUAAAGGAUGUAGCCUAGGUAACAGUGGUGACCUGUUAACAGCCCAUAAUGUAAAGGAUGUAGCCUAGGUAACAGUGGUGACCUGUUAACAGCCCAUAAUGUAAAGGAUGUAGCCUAGGUAACAGUGGUGACCUGUUAACAGACCAUAAUGUAAAGGAUGUAGCCUAGGUAACAGUGGUGACCUGUUAACAGCCCAUAAUGUAAAGGAUGUAGCCUAGGUAACAGUGGUGACCUGUUAACAGCCCAUAAUGUAAAGGAUGUAGCCUAGGUAACAGUGGUGACCUGUUAACAGCCCAUAAUGUAAAGGAUGUAGCCUAGGUAACAGUGGUGACCUGUUAACAGCCCAUAAUGUAAAGGAUGUAGCCUAGGUAACCGUGGUGACCUGUUAACAGCCCAUAAUGUAAAGGAUGUAGCCUAGGUAACAGUGGUGACCUGUUAACAGCCCAUAAUGUAAAGGAUGUAGCCUAGGUAACAGUGGUGACCUGUUAACAGCCCAUAAUGUAAAGGAUGUAGCCUAGGUAACAGUGGUGACCUGUUAACAGCCCAUAAUGUAAAGGAUGUAGCCUAGGUAACAGUGGUGACCUGUUAACAGCCCAUAAUGUAAAGGAUGUAGCCUAGGUAACAGUGGUGACCUGUUAACAGCCCAUAAUGUAAAGGAUGUAGCCUAGGUAACCGUGGUGACCUGUUAACAGCCCAUAAUGUAAAGGAUGUAGCCUAGGUAACAGUGGUGACCUGUUAACAGCCCAUAAUGUAAAGGAUGUAGCCUAGGUAACAGUGGUGACCUGUUAACAGCCCAUAAUGUAAAGGAUGUAGCCUAGGUAACAGUGGUGACCUGUUAACAGCCCAUAAUGUAAAGGAUGUAGCCUAGGUAACAGUGGUGACCUGUUAACAGCCCAUAAUGUAAAGGAUGUAGCCUAGGUAACCGUGGUGACCUGUUAACAGCCCAUAAUGUAAAGGAUGUAGCCUAGGUAACAGUGGUGACCUGUUAACAGCCCAUAAUGUAAAGGAUGUAGCCUAGGUAACAGUGGUGACCUGUUAACAGCCCAUAAUGUAAAGGAUGUAGCCUAGGUAACAGUGGUGACCUGUUAACAGCCCAUAAUGUAAAGGAUGUAGCCUAGGUAACCGUGGUGACCUGUUAACAGACCAUAAUGUAAAGGAUGUAGCCUAGGUAACCGUGGUGACCUGUUAACAGCCCAUAAUGUAAAGGAUGUAGCCUAGGUAACAGUGGUGACCUGUUAACAGCCCAUAAUGUAAAGGAUGUAGCCUAGGUAACAGUGGUGACCUGUUAACAGCCCAUAAUGUAAAGGAUGUAGCCUAGGUAACAGUGGUGACCUGUUAACAGCCCAUAAUGUAAAGGAUGUAGCCUAGGUAACAGUGGUGACCUGUUAACAGCCCAUAAUGUAAAGGAUGUAGCCUAGGUAACAGUGGUGACCUGUUAACAGCCCAUAAUGUAAAGGAUGUAGCCUAGGUAACAGUGGUGACCUGUUAACAGCCCAUAAUGUAAAGGAUGUAGCCUAGGUAACAGUGGUGACCUGUUAACAGCCCAUAAUGUAAAGGAUGUAGCCUAGGUAACAGUGGUGACCUGUUAACAGACCAUAAUGUAAAGGAUGUAGCCCAGGUAACAGUGGUGACCUGUUAACAGCCCAUAAUGUAAAGGAUGUAGCCUAGGUAACAGUGGUGACCUGUUAACAGACCAUAAUGUAAAGGAUGUAGCCUAGGUAACAGUGGUGACCUGUUAACAGCCCAUAAUGUAAAGGAUGUAGCCUAGGUAACAGUGGUGACCUGUUAACAGCCCAUAAUGUAAAGGAUGUAGCCUAGGUAACAGUGGUGACCUGUUAACAGCCCAUAAUGUAAAGGAUGUAGCCUAGGUAACAGUGGUGACCUGUUAACAGCCCAUAAUGUAAAGGAUGUAGCCUAGGUAACAGUGGUGACCUGUUAACAGCCCAUAAUGUAAAGGAUGUAGCCUAGGUAACAGUGGUGACCUGUUAACAGACCAUAAUGUAAAGGAUGUAGCCUAGGUAACAGUGGUGACCUGUUAACAGCCCAUAAUGUAAAGGAUGUAGCCUAGGUAACAGUGGUGACCUGUUAACAGCCCAUAAUGUAAAGGAUGUAGCCUAGGUAACAGUGGUGACCUGUUAACAGCCCAUAAUGUAAAGGAUGUAGCCUAGGUAACAGUGGUGACCUGUUAACAGCCCAUAAUGUAAAGGAUGUAGCCUAGGUAACCGUGGUGAAGGGGCGUGUCGUGUCGUCUAGGGGUUCCCCGUCUCCAGGGGUAACCAGCAGAAUGUGUGACAUCACAGCGUUCCUGUUUAUAAUGGAAGCUCUUGCUCGGGUCACAGCCAGACUCAUCCUGACUCUACAGGAUGAAGAAGAGAACCUAAAAGACAACUUUAAUACAACUUUAAAGCAACCUAAAAGACAACUUUAAUACAACUUUAAAGCAACCUAAAAGACAACUUUAAUACAACUUUUAGUUAACAAUAACUGGUUUGAUUACAACUCGAAGAGACAAGGAAUUGUUUUUCCUACAGAUUCCACUCCAUAUUAUUAUUAUUUACACUCCUGAAGAACAAUAUUAUUUAUUAUUUUGAACUUUUUUUUUUUUUUUUUAAAUAUUUUUCUUCUCAAACAAAGAUGGCUGCUUCAUCUUCUCCUUCCACCCAUACCCUUCUUCUCUUCCUCAUCCUCCUCUCCUCUCCGUCACUGAGCGUGGAGUCUCGACUCUCGUCCCAACCCUCACCUCGGAAACACGACACACAGGUACUAGAUAAUCUCUUCAGCGCUCAGCUCCGCUCUCUGAUCCUCAACCAACCAGACAUCACCUCCGAAGGUUCCACUUCUGGCCCCUCCCAUUCCUACCAUCAUCCCUCCCAGGGAUUGGCUGGUCGCGGUAUGGGGGCGGGUCCUGUGGUCCCCAGGUUGUUCCUGGACUUCCUGCGCCAACAGAGGAUGUUCCGUGGGCGGAGCAGGAAGAGCGCCACCGCCAGGGGAUGCUUCGGCAUGAAGGUGGACCGCAUCGGAUCCAUCAGCGGUCUGGGAUGCUGAUUGGACAACCGCCAGCGGCCUUGUGUUCUGAUUGGCUAUCUUUCACCCUACGGACGGAUGGAUGGAACAUUGCCACCCCUUGAUAUCUAACCCCUGAACUAUGACCCUGUGUGACUGUAAAGGUCAUCUCCCCAAACCCCACGUGACCUCUAGGUGUUCGGAGGAUUCCAUGUGAGAGCUGUUACUAAUGACCUUUGACCUCUAACCCCUGGCUCUGUUACAGCCAGUACAACUAACCUGUGGUGUGGGUGUGUAUAAUGUGGGUGUGUGUGUGUGUGUGUGUAUAAUGUGUGUGUGUGUGUGUGUGUGUGUG